CUUGGAAUCUGUUUCAAGACUUCAUUUUUAAACAUGAAGUUAAAGACAACCUCUGAUUGGAUCACACAAGUGCAGCCAUUAAGCCUUUGAUCAACAAUGCCCAUGGCAGAUAACAAAUAAACCGACAGAGACAGGAGAGUCUAAAAGUCAAAAGCGAAAAGCAUUAACAGUGUUAAAGUAAGGUCGAGGGUCACAGUAUGUGGCUGUUCUGUUACAUGUACGCGUAUUCAUUGCAUCCAGCAUUCCACGAUUCUAACCAAAGUCCAGUCCUAAAACCAAUAAAAGUAGAAAUAGAUUGAGAUUGUUAAUUUUACACCUGAUACUUCAUACAGCUGAUAUCAGUAAGCAAACACACAUAUGAAUUGAUAUCAUCAAUUAUAGAAUCCAAGCUGGUUGUUGGGAGUCAUUUUUGUCUUAGCCGUUGGGACAACAAAUCAGACUUUUAAUUGUUGAUUUAAUCGUCAAGUUUCCUACAUGUACAUGUAUCAAUUUUGAGAAGAUAUUCAUGGCAUCCCCAACAGAAAUACUGGGUCUGCUUCUGCUCCCAUUUUGGUAUUUUAUCGAAUCUUUCUUCAAAACCUGUCAGGAUUUAUUUGUGCCUGUAUCCUUGCGGAACUUGAAAGAUCUUUCUGGAGAGGUGGCUUUGGUGACAGGGGGAGGAGCUGGACUGGGCCGCAGUUUGGCCAUCCAGUUGGCUGAACUCAAAGUAACCGUGGUAACCUGGGAUAUUAACCAAUCAGCCAAUGAGGAAACGGUGCGCAUGAUACUUGACAAUGGCGGAAGUGCAUAUGCAUAUACGGUUGACAUUGGCAACCCUGAGGAUGUGUAUGCUGCAGCAGAAAAGGUCAAAGGUGAAGUUGGUGAGGUGACACUCUUGGUGAAUAAUGCAGCAAUCGGUCAGUCACAAUCAGUAUGGGAGAUUCCUGAUAAAAUCAUCCAGAAAAUGAUGACAACCAAUGCCCUUGCAUAUUUCUGGCUUCUUCGAGCCUUCUUGCCGUCAAUGAAAGAAAACAACCAUGGUCAUAUUGUGGCUAUUCUGAGUGGUUCACUGAACAUGGUUCCCAAUGGCUUGGGUGCAUACAUCUCUUCCAAGAGUGCAGCAUAUGGUCUUCAUCAGGCUCUCAACACAGAACUACUAUGUGAACAAAAGACAAAAAUCCAAACAACUGUGGCUUUUCUAGAUUUUAUAGCUACAGAUAUGACAGUGGGACGACUGAACUGUGGGACGGCUGAUGUGUUGCCACCUCAAGUAGUGGCACACCACAUCAUUGAAGGUAUUCGCUUGAAUAUUCCUGUGGUGACAUCUACUAAGACAUCCUUCAUGUUGUACUUGUUUAAGAACUUUAUUCCGACAAAGAUUUUUUUGCUGCUGUUUCGACUAGGUGGGGUUACAUCAAUCUUUCUGAAUACGAAGGACAAGAAAUGAUAGACCUUUACUUUGAGCGUCCAGCGUACAUAAACUGUGUAGAAAAACGUACUCAGUAUUACAAUUACAUAAAUGCAUACAUCUGAUGUCAAAGUUCGUCAAGAAAUAAAAUUAAAUUUGUUCUAUAGCAACAGGUUCCUGUUGCUGUUCUUAACUCCUUUCUGCCUAGCUUUGAGACUAAAAUGUGAGCAGAGGAAUUAGGAAACCAUGUCCAAACAAUCUUUGGCCUUCAAAAAAACUUAUUGAGUUGAAUAUGGGUUUUGGACAAAUCUUAAGUUUUGACCAUGUGUGAAUGUGAAGCUCCAAUCUUGUGACACACAAAGUCAUCUUAAACAUUGAAAAAAUGGAGCACUAAUCCCUGUCUAAAAUCUAACAUUUAAAACACAGUGUUCUCAUCUGGAGUUAUUGCUUUUUUGUUAGGAAAAUACAAAUCUGUUUGCUUUGUUCAUUCAGAACAUGUCAUUCACUCAUUGUUCCAUUAUUAAUGAUAAAAAUUGCAUGUAAUUUUUUGGCAAACAGUUCUCAAAUUGAUGAAGACAGAUCUGUGAAAUCUGUGAUUUCUUUUCAAGAUAACAAAAAACUCCUGAAAUUGUUGAAAAAAUGAAUGUAAAACUUUGGCAUUGGAAUCAGUAUUAGAAAUGUGUGAUACAUGUAGUUGCUAUUUUCAUGUAAGGUAAACAACAUUGAUGCUUCUUACAAGUACAUUCUGCCAAUAGCGGUGGAAUGAUUUCAAAAGUGAGGGGGAGGGGUAGUUAUUAAUCCAUUGGGCAUAAGCCAUUAAUAGGCUGAUCCAUCGAGCCCCAUCCUGAUAUAAGACUCACAAAAAGUGAGGAGGGCGGGAGAAGUUCCCCCGUCAAAAAGUAGGGGGGGGACAGAGGGUGCACUGGUCCUCCAUUUUCCACCACAAGUGGCCUUUGUGCCAAAUACAAACCAUGGGUUAUUUUUAUGAGUCAUUUCGUGAAUUACAUGUACACGUAGCUUUAUUCAAUAUUGGUGCAUUGACCUUUACCAGUAUUAAUAUGUGGCUGUUUUGGGCACCAAACCAGAAUAAGCUAAGUGUUGGAACUGAAAUAUUCAGAAAGGUCUCAUGAUUGUUUCAUUCCACUGAAGUAAAAACCUGUUACUAGUGACUUGGGUAUAUACAUGCAAAUGAACAUGUAUACAAACACAAUAACAAACGGAAGA
Messenger RNA from Acanthaster planci (crown-of-thorns starfish), 2611 nucleotides. Its product is annotated as estradiol 17-beta-dehydrogenase 11-like. Gene Ontology annotation, cellular component: lipid droplet. Gene Ontology annotation, molecular function: oxidoreductase activity, acting on the CH-OH group of donors, NAD or NADP as acceptor. The record is from RefSeq and is a predicted model, not a curated record. NCBI's taxonomy places the organism in Eukaryota, Metazoa, Echinodermata, Asteroidea, Valvatida, Acanthasteridae.